AUGCGCGAAAGAGAGCGUAGGAAAGGAGUGGGGCGUGGUGGUAGUGGCCGAGAACGCGGUGGCCGCAGAGAACGAGGUGACAGAACUGGUCGCAGAGAACGCGGGGAUAGAAGUGACACUGUCCUGUGCCGUCUGCAUCGUCAGCGCCGCACUGCUCGGCAGAUGCGCGAGGUGGCGGUGGGUGUGUUCGAGUGUACGGAAGGCAGUCGGUGUAAGCAGACCAGUGAUAGGCGCAUUGGCGCCGUCGGUGGCCGCGGCACUGAUGAUCGAGGGCGAUUUCGCGAUCAGCGAGGUCCGUCAUUUGUAGAACGCGGAGCAGGUCUUCGGCAGCGGCAGCGACGUGGCGAACGUGCACCACGCCCGCCGCAGGAUCAGCACUACGAAGAUGCGAAUGCGGCUGCGUGGGCACCAUCGGCAGGCACCGUCGCCGGGGGUGGCGGUGCCACUCGUCGUCGGGCCGGCAGGGCGGAGCGCAAGGUGUGGUGUGCACUACAUGGCAAGCACUUGCCUGUGAGCCAGUGCGAAUUUGUACAGGACUGUUGCUACGUCUGUCUAGACCCUAGCACUUGCUUGGCCACGCCGCUGGAGGCACCGGCGAUGCUGCUCACCCGCGGCUGCGCCGAGGUGCUGUGCAGUAAGCAUCACACUCUGCGCAGUGCUGGCUUUGUGGAGUUGACGGAAAAGCCUGUGGCGUACCAGUGCAUGCCUGGCCACGCAUGCCGUGGGGUGACGGUUCCACACAUGGGCCAAGAGGCGGACAGCGCUGCAGCGGCUGCCGUAGGUGGACCUGCCGCGAUGCCGUACGCGAUGGCGGAUAUGGAUGAUGACGAGGAAGUCUACAUGGGUGCGCGCGUUACCAGUACCUUCCUGCCCCAGAGCGGCCGCGAGGCCGUCUCCUCCUUCUUUAUGUGA
This is a messenger RNA of Leishmania braziliensis MHOM/BR/75/M2904, 912 nucleotides long. RefSeq lists its product as hypothetical. The coding region runs from base 1 to 912 and encodes 303 amino acids. The record is from RefSeq and is a predicted model, not a curated record. NCBI's taxonomy places the organism in Eukaryota, Euglenozoa, Kinetoplastea, Trypanosomatida, Trypanosomatidae. The transcript has a single exon.